Aspergillus calidoustus is the source of this 1769-nucleotide messenger RNA. NCBI's taxonomy places the organism in Eukaryota, Fungi, Ascomycota, Eurotiomycetes, Eurotiales, Aspergillaceae. The record is from the annotation of a GenBank genome assembly.
GCAGCCCCAACCGAAAGGUGCUUCGGAAAGCUUCCCCCACACAGCCGAAGGCCAUCGCCCCGAAUUCUCAGAAGGAACCACCGUGAUCCUCUAUUGUUCACCCAUGCGGUGACUUUGAUGCAGACUGGAGCAUCUUGAGCAAAUCCCACCUGGGUCGAAACAAGAUGAGGGCUACGAAGAGCAAAUGUCACCUUGGGAGGCCGCCAAAAAAAGACCCAGGGUUAUUAUUUGCUGCAUCAUAAUGUCAUUGAGCCCUCUUGUAACCGGUUUUGAUAAUAUAAUCAUCGGUCUGGUGACUGCGAUGCCCGCAUUUCAGAUGGUCUAUGGUGAUACAUCUGGUGUGAUUCCCGCUCAAUGGCUCUCCCUUUGGACCUCGAUGGUCGCCGUGGGUGUCAUCACAGGGGCCAUGUUGUCUGGUCCAAUUGCUGACCGAUGGGGCUGCCGAGUCUCCGUCUUAAUUGGGGGCGUCAUUGCAGCGGCUGGGAGCAUAAUCUGUGCUUUUGCUGACGAGAUUGGGGUGCUGCAGAACCGGCGAAUCCUCUUUCUCUUCGCAAAGAUCAUCAUCGGCCUUGGUUUAGGAUUCAUGCUUCCAGCCUCGCAAACAUAUAUAUCCGAGGUAGCCCCCGUUGAACUGAAAGGGCCGCUAUUGUCAGCAUACACCCUUUCAAUGGUCUGCGGGCAAGUCAUAGCCGUGGCUGGGGUUAACGCUCGCAUCGCCAUCUUUAGCCGAAUGGCCUAUCGUCUCUUACUCGCCAUCGAAGCAAUCCCCACCGGCUUCGCCGCACUUGCGCCUUGGUUCAUCCCGGAAAGCCCCAACUACUUCGUCAAGCAUGGAAACCUUGCCAAGGCCACUGCGGUCUAUGCCCGUCUAUUUUCAGAAGUGCAGGCUGGGCCCGCCGUGCAGCGUCUCGCGCGUGCCCUUGAACAUGAACGUAGUGUCCAAGCAAGCGCCGAGGCUCCCACGUUCAAGGAAUGCUUUCACGGUGUGAACUGGCGGCGCACGCGCAUUGUGUGCUAUGCGAAUAUGCUGCAAAGUUUCGUUGGUAUUGCCAUGAUCCAGAACGCAACCUAUUUCUUCGAGCUGGGAGGAAUGAGUGCGCAGAAUGCCUUAAAUGUGACGACAGCCUCGUUGAGCCUCAUGAUUCCGGCUCUUUUGCUAUCGUGGUAUUUGAUGGGUCGCCUAGGACGCCGCACAAUUCUGCUGUGUGCUACCAGCGUAAUUAUGUUUUUCUGGCUGAUGAUUGGAAUCGGAGGGUGCUUUCAAACGACAACUGCUUUCUGGUUUGUUGGCUGCACCAUCGUAGCGACCAAUUUUGUUUACGGCUUGGGUGUAGGUAGUGUCUAUCCGGUGGUGGCUGCGGAGACGUCAACUCUCCGCUUGCGAGCCAAAACCCAGGCUCUGGGAUUUGCGGUACAAUUUGUUGUGAGCUGGGUAUUCCAAUACGUGGUACCCUAUAUGUAUAGCACUGCGGAGGGCGACCUGGGGGGGAAGGUAGGAUUUAUCUUUGGUGGGCUCUCUGCUUUAGCGUUGGUGGUAGUUUUCUUCGAGAUUCCAGAAAUGAAAGGGCUGCGGGUUGAAGAACUGGAUGCGCGGUUCGAGCAGAGGGUUGCGACACGGGCUUUUUAGCUUGCGGAAACCGCCAGAUUGAAGGAUAAAUAAGAUGAUAUCUGAGGAAUACCCAUGUACAGGCGUAUGUAGUUCCCCACUGUGGAUCAUAUCUUGGCUGAACUGAAGCUUAGAAGGAGCUAAGUGUGGUUUUAUGAAUAAG